Messenger RNA from Postia placenta MAD-698-R-SB12, 991 nucleotides. RefSeq lists its product as hypothetical. The record is from RefSeq and is a predicted model, not a curated record. Lineage: Eukaryota; Fungi; Basidiomycota; Agaricomycetes; Polyporales; Adustoporiaceae. The coding region runs from base 18 to 947 and encodes 309 amino acids. The transcript is spliced from 6 exons.
CACCAAUCUCACCAAAGAUGACCAAGCUUAUUGCAGUGUGCGGUGCCACCGGAAACCAGGGCGGUUCUGUUGCGAGAUUACUCUUGCAAUAUCCCGAUGUGUACAAAGUUCGCGCAUUGACGCGGAAUCCAGACGCAGCAGCUGCACAACAGCUGGCCCAGCAAGGCGCAGAGGUCGUGAAAGCCGACCUGACUGUCCCGUCAGACGUAUUCAGUGCACUCGAAGGCUGUUGGGGCGUCUUCGGCGUCACAAAUUUCUAUGAUCCGAAAAUCAAAGACGACCCCGGCAGUGAGGAGCGGCAAGGCAAGAAUCUUGUGGACGCCGCAUUAGCAGCCGGCGUGAAAUGUUUUGUCUGGAGCACACUGCCGAGCUCAAGGAAGAUUUCUGGUGGCAGGCUGGUCUCAAGAAUAUACGAAGGAAAGUAUCAGGUCGACGACUACAUCAGGGAGAAGGGCCUACCCGCCUCUUUCCUAUACACGGGAAACUUCUUCGAGAACAUGGUGUACAGGUCGCACAUGCAGUAUGACCGCGAGAAAGACGCAGUAGAAUUCCGGCAACCUGUCAUCAAGGAAACCACAACGCUUGCGAUGUUGUACGUGGAGAAAGACCUCGCUGCUGUCACGAAGGCGGUCUUCGACCACUGGGAUGCGCGCGCGGACGAGCUUAAUCAUCAAUAUCUCUACAUCAGCAACGCAAGGCUCACACCGCUCGACAUUGCUGCUAGUGUUAAGAGAGUGACCGGAAAGGAGUGCACGUACACUGUUUUGCCGACAACGGGUGUCCCAGAUCGUGACGUCAUGUUCCAGCUGUACAACGAGAUGGGUAUGUACGGGACGAAGGAGAUACCCGACGAGAACAUCUUGAAGCUAGGGGUAAAGCUCCAUACGGUCGACGAUUUCAUGCGGGAGCGGCUUGCACCGCACCUGGGCCUUCCUGUCAUAGCGUAGAUGUUUGCUACGAGGCACCACAAUCAUUAUCAUGCAGACCAAAC